AUGGGACGAAUCUCCGUUGGUGACCCCACAACCACCACUGACACACCACCUGCGACCUCGGUCACAAACACAAGUACGGAUGACUACAAGACGUACUUGGUAGAUCAUGGUGUCUCGAAUGCAGAGGAUUUCCUAGAUGAAGAGUAUCCUCAAUCCAGAGCCCUGCAAUUCAUUGCAAUAGACGAUGGCCUCAACUUGCAAGUCCCAGAUGGUGACCUGGAUACCCCAGAGGGCUAUGAAUUUGUCAGUCGAUAUGCCUUUGCCGUGCUCUACUACGCCACAAAUGGACCAAAAUAUUGGAUAUAUCAACUCAAUUUCUUGUCUCCCACCUCGGCAUGUUAUUGGUAUUCAAUUUUCCAAUAUAUAGACACAUCGACAGAAUUGAGAGGAGUGUUUUGUGAUCAGACUAGUGGUGAUCCUGUCGCUCUGUUUCUUACCCAGCAGACUUUGAAAGGAACACUUCCAGCUGAACUUGCUUUUGUGACCACUCUGACAAACAUAGACCUGGACUAUAAUCGUAUCGGAGGUUCUAUUCCAGAAUCCUAUCAAGGGCUCACGAGUUUGAUCAAUGUCUUUGCAGGUAACAACAACCUUGUAGGAACUUUCCCAAAUAUCAACUUGUCUACAAACUACAUGACUGGGUCUUUGCCCACUUCCCUUGGUGAGCUGGAGAACAUUGAAGGGCUGGCACUUGAUAACAACCUGUUCUUUGGGAACAUUCAAGAUGCCUUUGAUACCUCGAACAGAGCUGGACUAGGCAAACUCCAACAGUUCUACAUUGAAAACAAUCAAUUCACUGGUGUUCUUGGCCCCAAUUUCAUGAUGAACUUGACAAAUUUGCAGUUCUUGGAUGUAUCAGACAAUUAUUUCAAUGGUGCAGUUGAUGAUUAUCUAUUUGAACUACCUCUGUUACCUUCACGACAAUCAAUUGACACUCUUCCUGAUCAGCUCCCGGACAAUGAGAAUUUGACUCUCUUGGCAUUACAAAAGUGCAACUUCUCCGGCCAGCCCAUUCCACCUUCCAUUACCAACCUUAGUGCCCUCAAGCACCUGGAUCUAUCCCAGAACAAGCUGACGGGUGAAAUCACAUCAAGCAUUGGCAACAUGCCAAAUCUAUCUUAUCUAUUCUUGGCUCAAAAUAACUUUGUGCGCAAUGGCAUUCCAUCCUGGAUUGAAGACCUGACAAACUUGGAAGAGCUCUCUUUAAAGUCAACCCAACGGACUGGGAACAUUCCAAGCUGCCUUGGAAGCUUGACGGAUCUUGUUCUGCUGGAUCUCGACAACAACAAUCUUGUGGGCAAUAUACCUCCUCAGCUAGGAAAUCUAGAGGACUUGCAGCUUUUGAUGCUGAACAGAAACAAUCUCACAAGUGUGAUCCCUCACUCUUUUUCCAAUUUGACGAACCUGACUGUAUUGUUUUUGGAUGCUAACAAUGACAUCCAAGGAGACCUUGACGAACUGUUCUGUUCAAAUCCACCUUUUGAGUCGUCGUCCGGGCCUGUGAUUGUAGCAUCUUGCGAUAUAUGUGAUAAUGCUUCCAUGAACUGUUGCACUUUGUGCUGUGAGGGAACAUCAGAGUGUAACCCAGGAAUCCAUGUGCCCGAUCUUGAUCCGAUUUGGCAGCUGGCUUACAACAGGGAGUUCUUUUCUUACAACAGAGAGGACUUUUUGAACAAAGAUAGGGACACAACCGCGGCGGCAGAUGCAUCAAAAACUGCAGACUGGAUACCUUGA
Messenger RNA from Seminavis robusta, 1734 nucleotides. NCBI's taxonomy places the organism in Eukaryota, Bacillariophyta, Bacillariophyceae, Naviculales, Naviculaceae. The record is from the annotation of a GenBank genome assembly.